ACUCCUGCCCAUAAGUUCAAUGAAAAUCUAUGUUGGAAAUAUGUACGGCGAACAACUUUUGGAUUUUCAUCUGACCAGUGAUGCAUGUUAUGGCAAUUAAAAGCACCAUUCCUAGUAAAUAUUGACUCAUCCGACCAUAAUAUUCUAGGAAUAGUGUUUUCAUUUGCUAAUAUCCACUGGGAAAGCUCGAUUCGUGGUAAAAAAUCUGCCUCCGUUAAAUGCUGCACCCGUUUAAAAUGAUAAGGAUGUAAUCCUUGCAUUCGUGUCAUUCUUCCUAUCUAAAAUUAUUAUUUUUAGGAUAACUAUCCAAUAGGUAUUCAUAAAUUUUUCUUACUAUUGAUCGAGGUAUAUCCAUAAUUUCUGAAACAUUUCGUAUGCUUAUUUGCGGAUUAUUUUCAAACAUAUUUAAAGCAAUAUCAAUACGAUGAUUUCCCAGUGGCCUUCCUGAGCCCUGCAUGCGCUGAAAACUUCC
Messenger RNA from Acanthoscelides obtectus, 472 nucleotides. The record is from the annotation of a GenBank genome assembly. NCBI's taxonomy places the organism in Eukaryota, Metazoa, Arthropoda, Insecta, Coleoptera, Chrysomelidae.